Molecule: messenger RNA, 1246 nt
Organism: Prionailurus viverrinus (fishing cat)
Lineage: Eukaryota; Metazoa; Chordata; Mammalia; Carnivora; Felidae
Gene: GPR15LG
Product: G protein-coupled receptor 15 ligand
Exons: 3
Coding region: 110-355 (81 amino acids)
Molecular function (GO): G protein-coupled receptor binding
Source: RefSeq, a predicted model, not a curated record
AUUGGGAAACACCUCACUCUGUCACUCUAUAAAUGUCUGAGGUGGCCCCAAGGGAGGACUUGUGCGGCACCACUGUCUCCCCAGGACGUGAAGUUCCCACCACCCCACCAUGAGGUUUCUAGCCCUCUCCAGAUGGCUCUGCAUCUUGCUCCUCUGCUUCUCCAUCUUCUCCGUGGAAGGGAGAAGGCAUUCUAGGCAUCUUGCCAAGCCCCGGAAAGGCAAGCUUUGCUGUUCCCGAGUUCCUAGUCCUGUCCCGACGGCCCAGAAAGGGCGCCACGUGAGGAUCUGCAGACAGUGCAAAGUCAAGCCAGGGUCCCGCACUUGGGUAGUACCUGGGGCUCUCCCGCAAGUGUAAUGCUGCCCAAAUAAGUCGGCACACAGGUUGAGACCCUCAUGCCCAGUGCCUGAGGCACCCAGAAGUCUCAGGUUCUCUCAGGAUGCUCCUCUUGAAACUGGGGCUGAGGGCAGAGAUGCCAAGAGCUUUGGCCCAUGGAAGCUUCUGCCCAUGAACCAUAAGCCUCUUCUCUUAAAGACACAACAUUUCUUCCCUGCUAUGUUGGAAUGUGCUCACGCUGCCUUUUAGAAAAGCCUGAACCAGAAUUUUCUGAAAACCACAACCUGGAUACAAAGGUCAAAACGCUGGAAUGCCUGUCUUGCUGUGUGGCCUUGGACAAGUAACUUAGCCUCUCUAGGUGCAUGUUGGCUUCAGAGAUGUAAAGUUCAGAGACCGAAAAACCCUCUAAGGAAGACCAUCAGUCACUGGCACCAAUGGGUUUCACUAUGCUUUUCAACCUUCCCGGCAGUGAGCUGGGAUGUUGUGGGGCUUCACCUUGGUCAGCAAGGGCCCUGAGAAAGUUCCGGAAUUCUAGAUGCUAGUCCCACUCAUGCCCCCCACUUUCCGAGUUAUUCAGGCUCAGCCCACCUGGUCUCAGUCCCCUCCUGGCCUCUACAGUGUUGACAGUCAAGAUUCCACUGUGACUUUUGACAGCUACAAACUCAGACAAUUCUGAUCCUGCUAGGGAGCAGGUAACAGGUCCCCAAGAGCAGUGACCAAGACUGCAUCCUGAGGUACACACAGCCCUUAACCGUCCCACAUCCGAUGGCCUCUGAAGGAACCCCUUCCUAACUUCCUAAUGUGAAUCUGCUGGAAAGAACACUGAAACAAAACAAACAAAAAACCCCAAAUAAUAAAUAAAUAAAUAAAUAAAUAAAUAAAUAAAUAAAUACACAAAAUGCACAUGCAACA